CAGCAACGGAAUCGUGUGCCACAACAAACAUACAGGCAUCACCAUCAUCAUCGACAGCACUAGGACCAGUCAUAAAUAAAAAAGCUCAUCACGAGUUGUUGGCCGAGGUCAUUAUGCAACAGCCAAGUGAUUAUUAUACACAAACGGAAAGUGAACUUUUACAAUUGGAGGCAGCUGGAGUACAUUUGCCAGCCUAUCAAUUACAAGCCGACUCCUUAGCACAGCUAACCCAGCAACAGCAAAUACAGCAGCAGCAUCACCUGCAUCACCAGCAUCCUUCGUCUUCGUCAAACAAUAACGAUCGUUCAACCCCAACAUCAUCUUCGAAUGCCACACCUACACCCAUUAUCACAAGUCACAUUGAUCCAGCGUCAAGUAGCAGCAAUGGUGGCAGCAGUCAUACAGCCACAUCAAUACAUUUUGUGACCGCACCACCACAAGCACAACGUCGCCACUGUCAGCCUCCCUCAAAUCUACCGCUCAGUUCGAUUACAUCACCCCUGCGUGCCAAUUACAAAACCACCGCGUAUUUACACAGUCAUCAUCAGCAAUUAGAAUUUCAACGUAAUUCACAGUCCGACGAUGACAGUGGUUGUGCAUUGGAAGAGUACACCUGGGUGCCACCGGGCCUAAGGCCAGAUCAAGUACGUUUAUAUUUUUCUCAACUGCCUGACGAUAAGGUGCCGUAUGUUAAUAGUCCAGGAGAGAAAUAUCGUAUUAAACAAUUGUUGAAUCAACUGCCGCCACAAGAUAAUGAAGUACGCUAUUGUCACUCCCUAAGUGAUGAGGAACGUAAAGAGUUGCGUAUAUUUUCGGCACAACGAAAACGAGAAGCUUUGGGACGUGGUGCAGUACGUCUAGUAUCCGAUGAGCGUCCUUGUCAAAAUUGCAACGAACAACUUUCCUCUGGUGACAUUGUGGUCUUUGCUCAACGUCUUGGCGCUCAGGUCUGUUGGCAUCCUGCCUGUUUCGUUUGUUGUGUUUGCAAGGAAUUACUGGUGGAUUUAAUAUAUUUCCAUCGUGAUGGCAACCUCUAUUGUGGACGUCAUCAUGCUGAAACCCAAAAGCCACGUUGUUCAGCAUGUGAUGAGAUUAUAUUCUCAGAUGAGUGCACGGAAGCUGAGGGACGUACUUGGCAUAUGAAACAUUUUGCCUGCUUUGAAUGUGAUCUACAGUUGGGCGGUCAACGGUAUAUAAUGCGCGAUGGCAAACCAUACUGCUUGAGUUGUUUCGACACCAUGUUUGCCGAAUACUGCGAUUAUUGUGGCGAUGUCAUUGGCGUAGAUCAAGGCCAGAUGUCACAUGAUGGCCAACAUUGGCAUGCCACCGAUCAAUGUUUCUCGUGUUGUACUUGUCGCUGCUCGCUGCUGGGUAGACCAUUUUUACCUCGUCGUGGCACAAUUUACUGCUCAAUAGCAUGCAGUAAGGGUGAACCCCCUACACCAUCCGAUACCAGUUCGGGGCCUCAGCUAAGACCUACGCAUCGUGCCAGCACCACCAGCCAAAUAGCAAGAUCCCCACGGCCAGGCAAAGCAGCCAAUAACAAAGACCGUCAGGGCAACAAAAGUUCGGGCAGCGCUGGAGAUUUACUAGAAAGACAAGAACGUCAAAGAAGGGAAGAUUUGGGACGUAUAAUGUUGGCUCGAAAUCUCGAUAAUGUGGUUGCCCCGGGAAUACCUCGGCCAGCCCACCCACCUCCUAUAGAUCUUACCGAAUUGGGUAUCAGCUUGGACAAUAUUUGUGCGGGUGAUAAAUCAAUAUUUGGAGAUCCCAACAUAACAGCCUCACUACCCGAUAUGCUGGUAUCCAAGGCUGAUGAUUCCCAUAGUUAUCAAAGUAUAGAUAAAAUCCAUAUUAACUCACCCAGCAAUUCGGAUAUGACUGAAAGCACCCAGGAGAUAACGAAUGAACUGGAACUAGACCAGGAAAAUUAUAAUGGGCACGACGAUUUGCCACAUGACAACUACGAACGCAUCAAAAACGACAUCGGUGAUGAUGAUGACGACGACGAUGAGGACGGUGAAGAUGAGGAAAACAAUCGUCAUCCAACGAAAGAAGUAAGAUUUCACAGUAUUCACGAUACCAUGUCACGCUCCAAAAGCUACACAGACAAUUCGAAUGCACGUCGUCGACGACGGAGGCGCAAUCAAUCACGUAGUAAUUCCGAAAUGCAAAUCAAUCAAACCAAUCUAAGACUGCACAAUGCACAAACACAAGCCGGUUCUAGUGCUGUGAAAAAUUUAGACAAUUGUGAUGCAGCCAGCAUUUGCUCUACUUGUUCGUCCAGUUCAUCCAGUGACAUGGAUGAUUAUGUCUAUCGUUUGCCGGCACGCAAACACUAUGGUGGAGUGCGUGUUUCCUAUGUGCCCAACGAUGCAAUUGCGUAUGAGAAAAAGCUUAAGAAACAAGCAAUGAUGGAACAAGCCAACAAUGCCAUGACCAACUACAGUGCUGGUCAGUCAAUGCUUAAUAGUAAUCAUUCGUCGGCAGCAGCAUCUUCAAUAGCGACCUCUUCGGCGACUGCGACAACAACAUCUGCCGUUGAUGGCAAAAAUUGCACGAUUUCAUGA
This is a messenger RNA of Calliphora vicina (urban bluebottle blowfly), 2570 nucleotides long. RefSeq names its product espinas (gene esn). The transcript has 5 exons. Gene Ontology annotation, molecular function: zinc ion binding. Lineage: Eukaryota; Metazoa; Arthropoda; Insecta; Diptera; Calliphoridae. The record is from RefSeq and is a predicted model, not a curated record. The coding region runs from base 114 to 2570 and encodes 818 amino acids.